AUGACAGAAAAAAGUUAUAUCAUAAUGAAAGAGCAAAAUUGCAAAAUCAUCAGAAAACUACAGAACAAUUUUAUAGGUAAUUGGUUUGUCACCAAGGCUGUGGUUACUGUGCCUGCUUACUUCAAUGAUUCACAAAGGACUGCUACAAAGGAUGCUGGAAGAAUAGCUGGUCUUGAAGUUCUUAGAAUCAUCAAUGAACCAACUGCCGCAUCCUUGGCUUAUGGUUUUGAAAGGAAAAACAAUGAAACUAUUUUGGUAUUUGACCUUGGAGGUGGUACUUUUGAUGUCUCAGUGCUCGAGGUUGGUGACGGAGUCUUUGAGGUGCUGUCUACUUCUGGUGACACACACUUGGGUGGUGAUGAUUUUGAUAAGGUUGGACUUGUUCUUCCUUACUUUGUAUUGUUAAUUAUUAUAAGUUGGUUAAUGUGGUGA
Lathyrus oleraceus (garden pea) is the source of this 432-nucleotide messenger RNA. RefSeq names its product stromal 70 kDa heat shock-related protein, chloroplastic. The record is from RefSeq and is a predicted model, not a curated record. Bases 1 to 432 code for a protein of 143 amino acids. Lineage: Eukaryota; Viridiplantae; Streptophyta; Magnoliopsida; Fabales; Fabaceae. Gene Ontology annotation, molecular function: ATP binding; ATP-dependent protein folding chaperone. The transcript has 3 exons.